Helianthus annuus (common sunflower) is the source of this 876-nucleotide messenger RNA. Its product is annotated as peptide methionine sulfoxide reductase B5. The transcript has 3 exons. Gene Ontology annotation, molecular function: peptide-methionine (R)-S-oxide reductase activity. The record is from RefSeq and is a predicted model, not a curated record. Gene Ontology annotation, biological process: protein repair; response to oxidative stress. NCBI's taxonomy places the organism in Eukaryota, Viridiplantae, Streptophyta, Magnoliopsida, Asterales, Asteraceae. The coding region runs from base 163 to 492 and encodes 109 amino acids.
AACAUGAAAGGGAGUGUGAUUAAGUUAUUUGGAAACUGCAGUAAGAUAAAGUUACCAGCCUUGAGGACCUGAUGGAUGGUGUGUUGUCAGCAGAUGACUUUGUAAAUGAAGAAUUGAGAUCUUUAGGGAAAGAUAAAGUAGCCACCCUUGAGGACCUGAUGGAUGUUAAAGCCAAAAGGCACUGGUGAAUAUGACAAGUUUUUUGCUGAUGGGGUGUAUACUUGUGCUGGUUGUGGAACACCACUUUCUAAAUCAACCACCAAGUUCAACUCCGGGUGUGGUUGGCCUACUUUCUAUGAAGGUUUUCCCGGAGCAAUCACCCGCACUGCCGACCCGGAUGGAAGGAGGACCAGAAUUACUUGCACUGCUUGUGGAGGACACUUAGGCCAUGUGUUUAAAGGUGAGGGGUUCAAGACACCUACAGAUGAAAGGCAUUGUGUUAAUAGUAUCUCCAUCAAGUUUACUUCUGAAGGCAUUUCAGCUUCUCUUUGAUAUGUUCUAAUCCGCAUUGUUGUGAGACAACAAGUAAUAAUUUCAAGCAGGAGCUUGGUGAAUUAGCAGUUAGUUACGGGAUUCGUCUGCAUGUAGACCUUUGUCUUGGUGGUUUUGUUUUGCCUUUUGCACGUAAACUCUGGUGUGAUUAUCAUAGCAUUUUGUUCAUUACUAUUGUUGCUUAUAUUACCAAUAUGCACUAAUGCCAAAAUAUAAUAAAUUAUAUGAUUUAAUUUAUUAUUUUGCAGGUACCCAAUUCCACCAUUUGAUUUUACAGUUCAAGGAGUGACCUCUAUAUCAGCAAAUGUUCAUAAGUACGCCACAUAUUCAUAAAUUGCCUACAACUUUUUCAGGUUUUGCCAUUACAUCUUAUUGGUUAUAACA